Messenger RNA from Eupeodes corollae, 589 nucleotides. RefSeq lists its product as uncharacterized. The record is from RefSeq and is a predicted model, not a curated record. The transcript is spliced from 2 exons. The coding region runs from base 121 to 462 and encodes 113 amino acids. NCBI's taxonomy places the organism in Eukaryota, Metazoa, Arthropoda, Insecta, Diptera, Syrphidae.
UUCAGAUCGUGUUUUUGAAAUUUAGAUAUUUUGAUGGUAUAAAAGAGCAGGAUAAUGUAGAAAACAGUAUCACAAGCUAUCUUUUAUUCUUUGAAGACACCAAUAAAUAUUCUAACAAAUAUGAAAACUUUCUUGUGCUUGGUCGUAUUGGCAUUUGUUGCAGUCAACGCAGAGACUCCGCAGGCAGAGGCAUCUCAGGCCAAACCAAUAAUUCUUAUAAAAUCUGCACCACAACUCUUGAAGAUAAAACCGACAUUGCCUCCAUACAAACCACUGCCCCUUCAGGUAGCGAAGCCCAAAGCAGUACUUAUAUCAGUUCAGCCACAACAAUUAAAACCAAAGCCAACUUUUGCACCAUACAAGUCCUUAGCAAUUAAGGUUGUUCCAGUUCCAACUCCCGCACGCAGGCCUGUCAAACCUGUUCAGCCCAUCACAGCUCAAAAAGGUUGGGCAUGGGGUUAAAUCAAAGCAUACCUAUUAUUUGUCUUAAAUUUUUGCUUUCAGCAGUUCAAUAAAUUUGUAAUGAUCUAUAAAAUAUAAACAUCUUUUGUUAUGAAAUUAAAAUAUACAACUUUUUAAAUUAAAACAA